Messenger RNA from Blepharisma stoltei, 2903 nucleotides. The record is from the annotation of a GenBank genome assembly. NCBI's taxonomy places the organism in Eukaryota, Ciliophora, Heterotrichea, Heterotrichida, Blepharismidae.
AUGCUCAGGAAUCAAGUAUACGUAGAAAUCCUAAAUGCAAGCCAUGCUAUCUCUUUACAAAAUGCAGCAUUAACAGGAGCAAUAUCUCGUCUCUUAGAUCGACUCUGCCAAAGCGAAGUUCUAGUAAUGUCAAAUAAUGCGAAGUUACAAAUUCCCAGAACAUCUCGGCACGAGCUCGACAUAUACACGCCUUAUCUUAUUAUCCAAGCUUUUAUUCCUAACUCCCCUUUUCUCAGCAAGCAGUCCAUUGGAAAAAUCCAUAUUUUUGCAAAAAAAACCACCUUCUGUCAGCGAGAAAAAAAAAUUAUUAAAAAUAUUUUAGUAUGCAAUGAUAUAUAUAGGGCUUUCCCUUGAAUAGCCUGAUAACGGGCUGGCUUCAUCCCGUUAUCAGGCUAUUCAAGGGAAAGCCCUAUAUAUUAUAAGGGGAUCUCUAGGCAAUUCUGUUGAAUUUAAAACAGCUUACAUUUUAAAGUAUAAAUCUUUUAAUUUUCAAUUUGAUUCUUUUGAAUAUCAAAAAUAUUAACCCCUACGAACAGAAAUUUUUUGUUAGAUCAUGAAGGGGGUAAAGGAAAGCAAUUUAACAUCGAAAUUUCAGUCACAGACACUUCAGCUAUGAAAAGGAAGCUUAUUUUUACACAGUGCCGAGGAAUAAUAAGAAAUUCUCUCCAUUCAAGAAUACUUAGUUCUUAAUUAAGAUUAUAGAAAAGAUUUCUGUGAUACUUCAAAAGGGUAAUUAUCUCCACUUUGCUUUGAGACUGCCUGCCUUCUAUGAUCCUCCGGAAUAGGCUCGCCGGAGUGUAAUGGGAUGGGCCGCCAUGCCGUACGUCCGCCUUCCAAAAAAUUCGAAAAUGAAUUUUCUGGCCAAGUUGCCGACCAAGUUGGAAUUUUUAGCCUAAGGCGAACUCGAGGAAACUGUCCGAUUGGUCCAGAGGACAUUGCUGGGGGUGUCCUUUUGCAACUCUAAGCAUCUAUCUUCCCUAGAGGUAAAACCUUGACCUGGAAGUAGCUACGGCUAGCCUAAUCCGAAAUUGCGCUCCACCAGACCAAGUAAAACCUUGCUGGAUACUCAUUACUGAGCACCAUCCAUCUUUUCACAAAAUCCCGUGGUUUCCCUGCUACAGGUGUUAAGAGGAAGGUUAGUUCGCUAAUCCAUUUAUGUAUAUCCAUUCAAGAAUCCAAAAUACCAUAAUAAACCGAGAUCAGUGGACUAAUAUAUGUAUUGAUGUCUCCUUAUUCAAUUUGGAAUGCUUUGGUUCAACUUUUCAUCAUAUAGACUCUGUUACGAUUUCUGGAUUUUGCAGAAUACGAAAGAUAUUUGGUUGCAAAUUUCCAUUAAAGGAUUCAAAUGAGCGGAUGAACACUCACUCCCCCCCCUUUAAAUUGGAACUAAAAAUUUUGUUCCAAUUUAAAGGGGGGUUAAUUUUUUUUUAAAAAAAAUAUCAAUAUACAAUUUUUAUAAAAUAUAUAAAAAAUUAAAAAAAACAAAUUUCCAAAACUUAUCGAAUUAGAUUAAUAAAUUUGUUUAAUAAAACGCUAUUUACUCUUUAUCCUUUAAAAAAAGCAAGAUAUAACUAAAUUUUCAUUAUUAGUUAAUACGCCACUAUUAAUUGGUAUCAAAGUUAUUUACACAAAAAUUAUUAUUUUUAUUGAUAAAGAAAAUUAAAAAAAAAACAUGUUAGAAAAUUUAUCGAUCAAAGUGCUAAUUUUGUUUAAAUAAGAUGUUAUUAUAUACUCUAUUCUUUAAAAUAAAGCAAGAAAUAAGUAAAUUUUUAAAUUUUAUAAAGAAUUCCUAUUGAAUUUAUGUCAAAACUAUUUAAAUAAAAAAUAUCAUUUUUAUCAAAAAAAAAACAAAAAUGUUUUUGAAAAUUUUAAAAAAAAAAAAAAUUAAUUUUUUUUUUAAAAUUUACAAUCAAGGAUAAUAAAUUUAUUUAAAUAAGAUACUCUUUAUACUUUUAUCUUUAAAAAAGAGCAAGAUAUAACUAAAUUUUUAAUUUUAGUUAAUAAGAAACAUUUUAAUUUAUAUUAAAACUUUUACAUAAAAAUUAUAUAUAAUUUUUUAUUAUAAAAUUAAAUUUUGUUCCAAUUUAAAGGGGGUUAAUUUACCAAAAGUGGAAAUUUUACCGAUAUUUUGUUCCAAUUUAAAGGGGGGGAGUCAGCUGAAGCAUGAAAUAUUGCCUGAUGCUUAUGAGUUUCCUGAUAUUUUAUACAUUAUUUGAAAAAAUUUAUUUUUAUAUUGAUAAAUUAGGACUUUAUUUUACAGAAAUCAGGGCCUGAUCUUGGUACAAAAAUAUUUAGUCUCUAUAAUAGAUAUAUCUGCAUUAUCUCAAAUAAUAAACCCUGGGAAAAUCUCAGUAGAAACCCCACUUCCUGAUGCUCCAAGUAGAGUAGCUAAUUAUUCUCCAAAUCUGUCCAAGCGACAAGAAUAUUUUUUAGAAGAUUCUCCACAAAGGUCAAUAAAAAUUAAAAGGAAAAAUUUAAUUGAGUCAAAAGUAUAUGAUAAACUUAUAAUGGGGCAGUUUGGCCCAAAUCCAUUCAAGCAAAGCAAGCAUAAUGCUGAUUUUUACAGUAAAAGUAUUGUUCCCCAAAAAUCGACACCACAGAUGGCUCCACCACCCAUAAGAACUAAACCAAAUCGGAGGACAAUUUUUAACGAUGAUGCUCCCCAAAAAGAGUCUAAAUCGUUCAGAAUCAGUCAUGAAGAUAACAGUUUUAUUGGUCUAAAUGAAUAUGGAGUUGAUAUCAAGCCAAAAAGCAGCUUAUAUGAGCAAUAUAUGGGUGCAGUAACUACUAUAAGACAUCAUACACCGCCUUUUGUAAAUUUAGAUAAUGAAGGCUUGACAUAUGAUCCUGUAUCAAAAAAUUAUUCACUUCCAGCGGAAGUGGUGUGAAGAGACAACUUUUAA